AUGUCUUUUCCAACCGCAUCCCCCAGCUAUGAUUCGGACGAUCCGCCAUCUCAUACACAGUUCUUGGAUUUGACCAACGGCAAAGGGGGUGAUCUGCUCCCGCAUCCAUAUCUUCCCCCUCAGCCGGAGUCCGAUUACGCCCACGCAACAGAGACUCCUGUGGACGCGCAGGAUUCCGACGAUCAAGACGACAGCAACAUGGGCGACGACGAAGACGACGGGGGUAUGGAGGGAUCCCCCACAAUCCGCGGUACGGUACCACCCGGUAGCGGUGCAAUCGGUAUUAAUCCAAACACUCCCGGUAAGGUCGUUGACGUUGGGCAGGAACACACGGGCCGCUGGACCAAGGCCGAACACGAAGCUUUCUUGUCGGCGCUGCAAACGUACGGUAAGGAAUGGAAAAAGGUGGCUGCCAAGGUCAAAACUCGGACGGUUGUCCAAACUCGUACGCAUGCACAAAAGUACUUCCAGAAACUCCAAAAGACAAUCGAAAGCACAGGGAAAGACGACGUUACUCAGGUUCACAUGGGCAUUGAUAGCGGUGUCCUUGACAAACAAGGUAGCGGGAGUGCUGCCGGAAGUUCACACCAGAAGAAGCAACGAUGUCCCGCUCCGGUCUCUCUUCAAAAGCCUGAACGUCGGUCCAGUAGUGCCACUAUUUCCGCCGCACAGGUCAUAUCCAACCUUUCGUCCCAUACGAGCACACAACCUUCUUCUAUGGGCCCAUCUGUGGCUGCAAGAGGUAGCGCUCCGCUAAAGUCCAAGUCAGCCGAUCCGCAGUAUAGUGCAAUGCGUCCACAUGGCUUUUCAACGGAGGUUUCUUCAUCGUCUUUCCCAUCCUCUUUUUCUUCCUGGAUGGGAAACAAUUCCAUGAAAAUUACAGCUCCAAAUCCGGAAGACACCAAAAACAGCUUUCCGGAACCGUCUCCUGCAGCUACUGGCAAACGAAAACUAGCGGAAAUUGCCGCUGCUAGAAUGUUGGCCGGUGUAGGGCAACAGCAACAAAGGCAGCUUCAACCUCUGGUGGAUCGCAACGAUGAAGCUCCGACACCGCCUCUACCCGACACAGAAAAUAGUAAAGGUUCAAGUCUAAAUCUCCAUGAAGCCCCACCGCCACCAUUACUAUUUGGGGAUGGGUUCAAUAUGUCAAGUUUGACGUCGAAAAAGGGAGUGGCUCUACAAAUUGUGAAUCCAGAAAGCUUGGGCGUUUCGCACGAUAAACCUCGUCGUGGAGGUGGAGAUUCGCCUGUCACACCCUGGGAUGGGCAGCUCGAAGCCUUAGUCUACGAAAAGGCCAAAGUUGAAUCUAAGGAGGAAGAGACAGGAGGAUCAAAACCUGCUGCAUUGCAUCCGGUAUGUGGCCCGAGUACAGCAUAUGGUCGAACGCCACUACAUCAAGCUGUCUGCGAAAUGGAUUUGGAUGGCGUAAGGUGCCAAUUGCAGGAUAUGCCCAGCCAAAAUGUCAGUGUGCUGCAUGGCCUCGAUGAAGCAGGCUAUUCUCCGUUGCACAGUGCCUGUGCUUUACGAUUGAGCUACGGCCAAAGCGCUAUCGUGGCUCCCCAACUUGUCAGACUCCUCUUGUCUGCCGGUAUCUGCGAUCCCUCUCGACCCGACAUAAAGGGAAAUACACCACUACACUGGGCCGCACGUUCCGGGGAUCGAGAUGUUGUGGAAAUUUUGCUUCUGAAAAAUUCUCUACUGGAUGCCAGAAACCAGGCGGGCGAGGCUCCCCUUCACUGGGCGAUGCGGGCAGGUGAACGAGGGACUACGGUCGCUUUAUUACUUUUGGAAAACGGUGCUCGACCUAGCUCACUGAGCAAAGAGUACCGUCGACCCUUGGAUGUAGCAGCGGAUGGAUUCUUAGACGAAGAAAGGUCGUUGGCUGUUCUGCGGGUCGCGGAACAAUCAUAUCGAGGGAUAAAGCCAAGCAAAGCAUUGAAAAAACGGCUAAAAGAAACCGCAAGCGAACGGAGAGAUGCGCGAGCUGCUUUGCUAAUUCGGUCCGCACAGUCUAGAACGCUCGUAUUGCAUCACCCCGAAUGUUUGGAACAUCACCCGAAAUCAGCUACGGAUUGGGAAGCGCCAGAUCGAAUAAGGAGUAUUAUGCGCCGAGUACUGCCUGCAAGUGACCCUACCGGUGCGACCGAGACAUCGGGCAUUUUCCCUCACGAGGUAACGGUGUCCAAAGAAUUUGAAAGGGCAAAGCUUGAUCUCCUCAGUCGAGUGCAUAGUACAGAUUAUCUAUCAUUUGUCAAUGCAUUGAGCAAAGACCUCGAAAAGCAAUUGCGAGAAUCAGGGGGGAGCUUCAGCGCAAUGGACGAGUCUGACAAUGGUUUUGGAUCACCACCGCCGGUAGUUCCGUUCACACCGCUCGUUCAGAGAUCGCUCAUUAAAGUAGAUGAGUCUAGAAUCAAGCUGGGUGUAAACUCCGAUACAUCGUUCAGUGCAGGGUCACUCCGUGCUGCACGGCGCGCAGCUGGGGCAGUGCAGCAUGCAGUGGAUUGCGUUUUGGUUGGGAGAAAUCGCAAUGCUUUUUGUGUAGUUCGGCCACCCGGUCAUCAUGCCGGCAUAAAUGGUUUGCUGGAUGGGGGUGAAUCUUGUGGAUUCUGUAUUUUCAACAACGUUGCCGCAGGCGCUCUUUAUGCGAUUUCAGAAGAUAGGCUCCUGUGUGGCCGGUGCGCAAUUGUUGACAUUGAUGUCCACCAUGGAAAUGGAACUGAAGACAUCGUUCGAAAAUGCCACGACCCUAGCAAACUUUUGUUCUUCUCAAUACAUCUCUACGACAACGAUAGGAAAAAGAGGGGUUCAAAUCAGUUUUCCUAUAAGUUCUACCCUGGAACCGGUUCUGAGGAUGACCUUGCAUUGAAUAUCAUCAACGUGCCCAUUGUACCUUUGUGGAAAGAACACUCCGCUACUGUGCAACCUUCGAUAAAGACCCACAACACAAGACGGAAAACUCGAACAUCUCAGGAAGGUCCAGACGAAGAAAGUGAUACCACGCCAAAAGAUAGUUCACGUACAAGCGAUGUUGGCAGCGAAGAAGGCUCUACCGCUGCGUCUAAUUCAUCUCCCAGACCUGGAGGACUGUCAUCCGGAAGAACUGCGUAUCGAAAUGCAAUCCAAAAUCGCUUACUACCUGCGCUUCGGGCUUUCAACCCUGAUCUCAUCCUCAUAAGCGCCGGUUUUGAUGCAGCAAAAGGAGAUGUGGGAAAUGCUCGACACGAGCGAGGCGGAGAGAAAGUUGGGCUCGACUUAGAACCCGAAGACUAUGCAUGGACAACAAGAAAGAUUCUGGAGAUUGCCGAUAUUUGUUGCCAGGGCCGCGUUGUUUCGGUACUUGAAGGGGGAUAUGGAAGAACGCCAGCUGCCUUGCCCACAGGCUCGUCCGCCCUGGAUCGCACCUUGUUUGCCGAGUGCGCCAUCCGGCAUUUACACGCCAUGGUUGAUCCGUACGACACCGAGCAGCGAUUUAGCUGAAUUUUGCAGUUAGCUUGAGAUGGUCCGAAAUUUGAUUUGAAAAAUUAUGAAUGUAUAGCAAUAGUGGAAUUAGAAA
This is a messenger RNA of Phaeodactylum tricornutum CCAP 1055/1, 3553 nucleotides long. RefSeq lists its product with no specific name. NCBI's taxonomy places the organism in Eukaryota, Bacillariophyta, Bacillariophyceae, Surirellales, Neidiaceae. Bases 1 to 3477 code for a protein of 1158 amino acids. Gene Ontology annotation, molecular function: protein binding; DNA binding. The record is from RefSeq and is a predicted model, not a curated record. The transcript is spliced from 2 exons.